This is a messenger RNA of Aspergillus brunneoviolaceus CBS 621.78, 1367 nucleotides long. RefSeq lists its product as uncharacterized. The transcript has a single exon. The record is from RefSeq and is a predicted model, not a curated record. NCBI's taxonomy places the organism in Eukaryota, Fungi, Ascomycota, Eurotiomycetes, Eurotiales, Aspergillaceae. The coding region runs from base 247 to 1203 and encodes 318 amino acids.
CACUCACUCACAAUUCCAAAUCAGCCAAUCCACCAGUCUGCAAACUCACCCCUAAGGCAAAGUCCGACCAGCAUAGCACGAACCCCUGAACGAAUCGACCACCGCGCCUGAAUUACGAACCCUCUUACACUCCCACCUCCUACCUCCUAUCUCCACCUUCACCUGUCACCUGUCACCUGUCACCCCUGACAUCCUCGCCGGCUCUUCACCUGGCACCCACCGAAUCAGUUUCCAUUCACAACAACAAUGGAAGGACCCAAAAACCGAAAACAACGCCGCGCAGCAGCGAAACAAACCCGACCCACCGACGCGUUCGACCCCGCCUCCGUCCCGCUCGCCCAUCCACCAACAGAUUCCACCAACCCGACCGGCAAAACCCUCGUGGAUAUCAUCGCUGAGCGACAGGGGGAACUACUGGGACAGCUUUCCACUCUCAAUGGGAAUGCAGGCACGCAGACACAGUUCGUGACCGUCGACCCGCGGACGGGGGAGAUCUCGGCCGUCGACGAGGGAAGUCUCUCGCACGAGACGAAGAAGAAGGCGAUGAGGCGGGCGGAGAAGGCGCGGCGGCGGCAGCAGCAGCAGCAGCAGCAGCAACAAAACACGAACGGAGGCGAGAACGAGAUCUCUAGCGAGGACGAGGAGGAAGACGCGGAGGACGAGGAGGGAGAAAAGCUCGAACACCCGAUCCCUCCGGUCAUCGACACGCUGCUCCUCGCGGUGCCGCUGACGACCCUCCAUCUGACGCUCGCCUACCUGGCCGCCCACCAGUACGCGCAGGAGAUCGAGCUGGACAAACUUGUCCGCGAAUCCGCCCUCGUGGCCCUCCCCAUGCUGGCGCUGUUGAUCCACCUGGCGCACGGGCAUAUUGUCUCCUUCAUCGGGGCGACGAACAGGCCCGGGGAGGAAGCGCUCUCGCUCUUGCCGUGGGACCGGGAGAAGCGGUCGUGGGCGUUCUUGCGCCGCCUCCUCUUCCCGCCGAGCCUACGCACCGUCGUCUUCCUCCCGCUGACCGUCUUCCUGGGGUGCAGGUUGAUGGUCAUGACCAACGAGGACCCCUACUACGCUGUCAUGAAGCAGGCGCCGGCUUUUGGGACCAUGUGGAUCUGGGGCGUGUUGGAGAUGUCCUUUGGACCUGCUGUGCUGGGGGCGCUGGGCCCGUUGGUUUGGGGCGUCUGGUGGAUGGGGUAUGGGAUUCUCUGAUCUAGAGGGGCUGGUUGUGAGUGUGUGAGCGAGAGCGGCGGGCUGUUGCUCGUCCGUCUACGGUUCCAGUUCCAAGGGAACUGGACUCCGUCACUCAUCCCCCAUCUCGUAGGAUGUGGAAAGAAGGGGGUUCAUCUUCCUCGCCGCAUGAAGGAUCCAUAUCC